This is a messenger RNA of Trichophyton rubrum CBS 118892, 971 nucleotides long. RefSeq lists its product as uncharacterized. Lineage: Eukaryota; Fungi; Ascomycota; Eurotiomycetes; Onygenales; Arthrodermataceae. The record is from RefSeq and is a predicted model, not a curated record. Bases 537 to 839 code for a protein of 100 amino acids. The transcript has a single exon.
UGCAGGAAAGCGACUAUUGAAGCGAAAAAAACGGCCUAAAGAGCCAAAUUGACGGCUAAACUUUUUUCCCGCCAAUUAGUUUGCUAACAAUUUCCUUUAGCCGUCGUAAAAUGAAGGCAAGGAGUCCAGUCCCCAUCCGUCUGCAUGGCAGCGGCGACUAAACAUGCACUUUGAAAUUCUGCACCAGUCCGGUCCCAAUGCCUGAAUAUUCAAUAUGCUCUUCGAUACGGCCACUUCGUCGCUAAAUGGCGCAGUCGUACAAAGCUGUUGUUCUCUGCAGUGUCAAAAAUGUUCCGAGUUGGCGCCCUCGGGCCGAAAUUCUGGUGCCUGAACCAGCUCGGCUCGGCGUCCACAGGGAAGUCAUUGACCAUAAGCAAACUCUCAGAGGGACAGUUGGUAAACUCGCCGGACGGCUUUUAUAGAACACCGGAGGUUUCGCUUUCAACGUUGCUCAAGGAGGUGGACAUUGAUAUACUUAACAUUAUCGGUCCAGCCCGUUUGCUCUAUUUUGGCCUUUUAGUAUCCUCUCUUGGUGCAUGUCAGCCCUGAGCGACGCCCGGCGAGACGAAUGUGGUGGCAUAUGCAUGAUGGAGGAGAAAAUGGCCUGUGGCUACCUGCUCUGCCAGGCGAAAGAAAACAAGCAGGCCUCGACCAUGGUCUGUCAGUGCACGGGAAUAGAUAGCGGGAAGGGACGGAGUGCCCAAAAGGAAGAACCUUCUCAGAAGACUUCAAACCCGCUCAGCGAAGGCAUUAUUGGCGGCUUAGGCGAACGUACAUACAUUCACGGCGCCAUGGCCGAACAGCAGAGGAGAGCAAGAAAAGAAAUAAACGGGCCUUGAUUCGAGUAAUCAGGACAUAUGCCAAUGCUUGAGUAUAUGCAAGUAUGCAUUUGAGGCCAUAUUCAGCUUGUUGCUCGUUUCGCUUCGCUUUACCAAGCUUGCUAUGUCCGCAAAGGAGAGCUGGCUCGCGUG